AUAAAAAUAAUAAACAUGUUUAUUCGUGGGCAAUACGUACAGAGUAAUAUUAGAGUGACAAGACAGCCUCAAAUAAUCCCCAAUUCAUUCAAUCUUCCGGUUCGAUUUCAAACUUCGGGGUCCGGAUACUCCCCACUCGACGAUCCUUCUCCCAAUUGGAGCAAUCGACCUCCAGAAGAGACGAUACUCCUUCAUGGCUGCGAUUACGAGCACUGGCUGAUUGUGAUUGAGUUUCCAAAUGAUCCGAAACCAACGGAAGAGGAGAUGGUGGAUUCUUAUGUCGAAACUCUUGCUGCUGUAGUCGGCAGGCUUCGGAUUAAAGCGGAUUUGAGGAAGAGGCGAAGAAUGAAAUAUACUCUGUCAGUACAACUACCUAUACUGGCUUUGGUGCCUUGAUUCGGGAAGAGCUUUCUUACAAGGCGAUUUUGUGCGUAUUCGUGGUAUGGUUAGAUCAAGGAACCCUAGGAAGCGGAUUUACUCGUCUUGUAGAUAUUGGAAUUGUGUCGAUUAUUUAGAUUGCAAUUGAAGAUUGAAGCGUAGUUUUGAGUCAAUCGCAUGAAUAUGUUUGAUGAAAGUUCCCAUACAAAUUUGAAUGGUUAAUAAAUUCUCCUUUCUGUUUUGAA
Cucurbita maxima (winter squash) is the source of this 623-nucleotide messenger RNA. RefSeq names its product multiple organellar RNA editing factor 3, mitochondrial-like. Lineage: Eukaryota; Viridiplantae; Streptophyta; Magnoliopsida; Cucurbitales; Cucurbitaceae. The record is from RefSeq and is a predicted model, not a curated record. Gene Ontology annotation, biological process: cytidine to uridine editing; mitochondrial mRNA modification. Gene Ontology annotation, cellular component: mitochondrion. The transcript has 2 exons. The coding region runs from base 16 to 396 and encodes 126 amino acids.